UCGCAUGAACUCAAGCCACAGGAUGGAUGCUUCACGUGCGCUGUGUUUGCUGCUGUUCUACAGAUUUCUGCCAAAAGUGUUAUCUGUGCAGAUGUGUGACAUGAUGAAUGAGAUUGAGCUGGAGAAAGAGCGAUGUGAGAAUAGCACUUCUGGCAACAUCACUUCAGGUUGUCAGGGCAUGUGGGAUAUCAUCGCCUGCUGGCCUUCAGCCAGGAUUGGAGAGGUGGUUACAAUAAGCUGCCCAGCCUAUUUCAGUUACUUCAGCGACCAACAAAAAGGUAACCUUUCCAAAACCUGCACAGCAGAUGGCUGGACUGAGAUGCAUCCCAUCGAUAUUGCCGUGAACUGUGGGUAUAACCUCAACAGCACGAGUGAUGAUGGAACAUUUUUCUGGCAGGUGAGGAUUGGCUACACCAUUGGCCACAGUGUUUCUCUCAUCUCUCUUAUCACAGCGAUUGUGAUCCUCUGCAUCUUCAGGAAGCUCCACUGCACAAGGAAUUACAUCCAUAUGCAUCUGUUUGUCUCGUUUAUUCUGAAGGCCAUUGCCGUGUUCAUCAAAGAUGUGGUCCUUUAUGAGGUCGGAGAGGUAGACAACUGCUCAUCGGGCUCUGUGAGUUAACAAUGUAUACAUUUCUGCCGUUGAAGGUUCCUGUAUGUAUUAAAAAAAACUUGCCACAGCCACAAGUUUAACAAUAUUUCCUGCAUCACCACUGAAGGUUCU
This is a messenger RNA of Thalassophryne amazonica, 721 nucleotides long. RefSeq names its product vasoactive intestinal polypeptide receptor-like. Gene Ontology annotation, cellular component: plasma membrane. The transcript is spliced from 6 exons. The record is from RefSeq and is a predicted model, not a curated record. Gene Ontology annotation, molecular function: peptide hormone binding; G protein-coupled peptide receptor activity; vasoactive intestinal polypeptide receptor activity. Bases 5 to 619 code for a protein of 204 amino acids. Gene Ontology annotation, biological process: adenylate cyclase-modulating G protein-coupled receptor signaling pathway; cell surface receptor signaling pathway. NCBI's taxonomy places the organism in Eukaryota, Metazoa, Chordata, Actinopteri, Batrachoidiformes, Batrachoididae.